UUUUCACGAAUUUACCCAAACCACCUGCAACCGCCGCCGACACUGUGUCGGCUCUAGCUUAGCUGCAUGGUGCGCGUGAAGCAUGAAAACCCCGCAAAUGCAAUCAUCGUCACCGUUUGUCACCCUUUUCUAACACAAUUUCGACUUUACCAUACGAGUAUUAUUACUUUUUCAAUUGUCAACAUUUAAUCGUCACAGUUUAUUUAUGCUGUUGGUUCAUAUAAACAACGCGGUGUUGCAUGCGAGCGCCUUCAGAUCGCUGCCAAACGUUUGCGAGACAACACCGCGGAGAGAAUGUGUGCGAAUUUCGACACGAGGCUUUGUUGGAGGCGCCACCAACGCACCCACAGUGUUUUGCUAUUAUUGCUGUUGUUUUUGCAGCCAACGUUUAUACAGACUUUGCAUGAAACGUUGCAUGAGAAUAGUUUUGAUUAUUCAAGAAUUAAGCGGAACUACAAUUAUGCAAAUGCAACGAAUAUGCCUGAACGCCAGGCAUCAAGUGAGGACAGUGGGGUAGUGCAUUACUUUCGGUUUCACGACUUCGAACCGCGUGCGCUGAGCACCUACACGUGGAGCGCAUCGACCAGCAGACCAACAGUGAAGGUGGAAGGAAAAUCGCUUAGCAGUGAGCAAAGUGCAAAUGCUUUCGGCAAAACUGUAGCUGAAGAGCGCAAGCCGCGCGGUAUACACUUUGAGGCUGACGGCAAGGAUCUUGCCAUCAACCUGGAGUUUAUUAUACCCUUCCUGCGUGUACCGAUCGCGCGCAGUGUGCAAAUCACGCAGGCGGCUUUUCGUAAAUUGGCUGAUUUGAACUCGGAUACAUUACUGCUCAGCAGUGGCUUCGCAAUUGUGGGUGCUAUUAUUGCGGUGGUUUUAAAAACCGUGACCACGCCUACGCUGCUUGGGUAUGGUUAUAAAAAAGCCACGCGUGCUGCCGACUUCAUGGAUGACUUAAAUUACGCCAGCUAUGCGCCGGCGGCCGAACAGAGUGAUACAGUGACGAAAUCUAUUAUAAAAGGUCAUGAUAUGCUAAACGAUUUGGAGCAUAAUCUAUAUGUAAACCAUAUAAAUGUGAGCGUUUGCGCUCAGCGCGCGAUCUGCAGUUAUGUGCAACAAGCCACUACAGGUGUACGCGCAGGUUUGGGUUCACCCACUGAUCGCAUAGUCGAUGGCCUCAUUAGUUUGGAUCUGCUGCAGAACUAUUUGAAUGGCACCGCUUUGCAAAAUGCUAUAGACACGGGUCGUGCGCACGCUGACACCAGCUGUGAGCUCAUGUAUCGCGACUGUGAAUGGCCGAAAUUGCAAAAUAAAGCUUGGGAAGUAGCAAAAAAGUUUCUGGUUAGAUAUUUUGGUAGACAGCUUAUUCAGUUUUCACAAAUCCACCAUCAUUUCAUACCGAAGCGUUUAGACCAACUACCGAGGCAGACAGACAAGCAGACACGUGAAAAAUUACAGUCUAACUCAAAAUAUUUUCAAAUUUCUCUGGUGAAUAUGUUGCUAAGUGCUUUAAUAGUGGCGCUUUUGCCAUUGGGUGCUUACGCAGCGGGCGCUGCCAAUAUUUUCUUACCGACCGAAGGCAGUGGACCAAAUAAAUUUUUCUCAUUUCGUCCGCUCGGUGAUGAUGUGGCGAUGGGACUGGAUUUCGAGAUGCCUUUCCUUAAAGUGCCAAUUAAGCGUUAUGUAGACAAGUACGGCAACUCUCCGGCUAUGGUGAACAUUAAUACAGCAUCUUUGGUAACCGGUGGUCUAAUGGCCGGUGGCAGUUUGAUUGUGGCGCAUCUUCUGCGUUCACUUCGUUUUCUCAAAGGACGUUCGGCUGAAGAUGAAGAGACGACAUAUUUGGAAAAUGGCAUCAAAAAGACUGACAAGAAAUUAUUUACGGCUGAAGAAACAGAGAAAAGAGAGAAACGUUACGCUGAUUCAAAAAAUAAUUUGUAUGAUGCCAAAAAUCUUUUCGAUCACUUCCGUUUAGUCUAUAAAAACGACACUGGCGAGCGAAUUGAGACCACACUACCCAGCCUUUUCGCACGCAUCGAAGAGACUUUCUUGGAUAAUAAAAUCGACAUCGGUUCUUGCGUGCAAAAAACCAUUUGCCUGAUGCUACAGGAAUCCAGUCAAAAAGUGCGUCACGGACAGGCGACCAGCAUGCAAAAAAUCGUCGAUGGUUUGACGAGCUUUGCGUGGGUGUUGGAUGUGUUCGCGCCUUACGGCGAGUUGCGAAAAGCGAUAAAGGCUGGCAAAACGCAUGCGAGUACGAGUUGCGUUGUGGCCUAUCCCACAUGUCACUGGUCCAAUCCGGCGAGUGAACUAACGCAGCUCUUGAGCAACCAUGUGAAGUUUGCUUAGCGUUUCAUAACCUCAAUUUUUUUUAUAAAUUAAUUUAUUAUAAAUAUUUUUAUACUUACUUUUACUAAGUUCCACUCGAAAUAAAAACAACUUUGAGUUUUUUAUUACAAUUUACGAUUCAAUUAAUAUUUAUUUAGCAUUAAACUCAUAACUUUAUAUGCAUUUAUGUGUAGAAUAUUGCCAAAACAGAAAUAAUGAUAAAAAAUAAGUGCGAAUAAAAUAAGAAAAAACUAAAAAUUUGCUUGUUUAAAUGUUGACUAAUGAAUAAAAGA
Messenger RNA from Bactrocera dorsalis (oriental fruit fly), 2618 nucleotides. RefSeq lists its product as uncharacterized. Lineage: Eukaryota; Metazoa; Arthropoda; Insecta; Diptera; Tephritidae. The coding region runs from base 295 to 2346 and encodes 683 amino acids. The record is from RefSeq and is a predicted model, not a curated record. The transcript is spliced from 7 exons.